Messenger RNA from Gymnogyps californianus (California condor), 673 nucleotides. RefSeq names its product vesicle associated membrane protein 4 (gene VAMP4). The record is from RefSeq and is a predicted model, not a curated record. NCBI's taxonomy places the organism in Eukaryota, Metazoa, Chordata, Aves, Accipitriformes, Cathartidae. The transcript is spliced from 8 exons. Gene Ontology annotation, biological process: Golgi ribbon formation; vesicle-mediated transport. Gene Ontology annotation, cellular component: membrane. The coding region runs from base 85 to 510 and encodes 141 amino acids.
CCGGCCAUUUCCCGCCGGCCCGGCUGGAGCGGGGCCCGGCUUCUCCUCCCGGGCACGAAGCUGCCUCUCCCGCAGGUAGAGACCAUGCCUCCGAAAUUCAAGCGGCACCUGAACGACGACGAGGUGACGGGCUCGGUGAAGAGCGAGCGGAGGAACCUGUUGGAGGAAGAUUCGGAUGAAGAGGAAGACUUUUUCUUGAGAGGGCCUUCUGGACCAAGAUUUGGACCCAGGAAUGACAAGAUCAGGCAUGUCCAGAACCAGGUGGACGAAGUCAUCGACGUUAUGCAGGAGAACAUCACGAAGGUGAUUGAAAGAGGCGAGCGGCUGGAUGACCUGCAGGAUAAAUCAGAAAGUUUAUCAGACAACGCAACAGCUUUUAGCAACAGAGCCAAGCAGCUUCGGAGACAGAUGUGGUGGCGAGGCUGCAAGAUGAAGGCGAUCAUAGCGCUGGUGGCGGUCAUCCUCCUGCUCGUGAUCAUCGUACCCAUAGUCCUGAAGUACCAUACCUGACGGGGCAGCUGGAGGCUUUGGUGGAGCUGGCUCUGGGAUAACCAAACUGCUGUGUAAUUUAAGUGAGAUAUCUGUAUAUAGCUUUGAAGUUGUUUUUCUCCAAGGAGCGAGGAGGUAGCGGCAAAUAGCCAGUUCUAACAGCUUUUAAGAACUGCCAAAUGAC